Molecule: messenger RNA, 956 nt
Organism: Suillus paluster
Lineage: Eukaryota; Fungi; Basidiomycota; Agaricomycetes; Boletales; Suillaceae
Exons: 4
Coding region: 410-694 (94 amino acids)
Source: RefSeq, a predicted model, not a curated record
GGUUCAGACGUAGUGACGUGCAUCGUACUUGGCUCGCAAAAUUCGUGCGUUGAUGCCCACGAACUUUCGUCGGCCGAGUACGAUGCAUCAUCGGAAGAAAUAUCACGCAGCGAGCGAAACCCCGUCCUGGCGAUGGGCCGCAUCAAAUUGAUAUCCAUAUUUGGUCCGCAUCAACAACUUCUUCACCGACAGUUUGCUGUUAUACCUAUGUAGCACCUCCAAGGCUCCAACGUUCGAAGUGAUCAUCAACUGCGACGUUAUUACAACGUUACGCAGGAAUGUUUACUCACCGUUCCUAGUUAGCCAAGCAAAGAAGCGCUCCGGAAAUAUUAUUUGGUUACGGUGACGGCAGGUGACGGCGCAGGGGUAUAUUAGCCUGGGUUGGUUACUCCAGCUAAGCAAAUCCACCAUGCGCAUCCCCACAUCCGUCACGGUGCUCUGCACGCUCAUCGCGUACGCUACCGCACAGUGCAUGGAAUGCGCAUCAUCCGUCACGUACAACGAUGUGGUUUACGCCCUCAAGGAGCAGUGCACAGUGCAUAGCGGGUACCAUUGUUUUUACAGAGGCCCUGACCCCGAAGGAGACUUCUGCGACUGUUAUUACAAUACUACGGGGGAAAUUGAGACCAACGAAUCGACUUACUUCUGCCCCAACGGCUCCUCGAAUUUCAAUACUGCAUGCAGUGGUUGCUGAUGGUGGAUGAAGGAGCUACUAGUGACAGACGCAAUCCACCACAAUGAUCCAGUCGUGUUUGAUUGCUGCCAGAGACACUGUAAUGUAGAACUAAGGUCACUCCAUGCGUUAACAUUGUCAUGACGGAUAGUCAAUUUUUGACGCUGAAUCAGGAUCCGGUGUUGCAUCAGGUAAACAAGUAUCGCAUAAUACAAAGCUACGUACAUUUGAAUCGGAUGAAAAGCUUGUGACGUAGGAAGGUGUUUCCGAUAUAACUUAAACU